This is a messenger RNA of Cladocopium goreaui, 540 nucleotides long. The record is from the annotation of a GenBank genome assembly. Lineage: Eukaryota; Dinophyceae; Suessiales; Symbiodiniaceae.
AUGGUCAUUCGCUCAGCCGUUGAGCCCAGCGGUGCUCGAUGGCUCCUGCUGGCAAGUGCCUUGCGUUUCAGUGCAGGUUUCGCCAUUUUGGUCUGGCUCCCGUCUGCCAUCCGCGCCAGCUUCCCGGAAGACGUGGAGCAGCUGCGCGGCGAAUGUGGGCGAAGGGCUGGGGCUGGGGGUUCGAGGUGUUUGGUGAGGUUUGCUUUGGUCAACUCCCUUAUUAAGGGUGUUGCGGGCAGUUUAUCCUCCAUCAGUGGAGGCGUGGCCGCGGAUGCCUUGCGAUCAACAGGCUUCGGCGACCGCUCGGCGGCCUGGUUCUGCGCGGCCUCGAGCCUGGCAGCUGCUCCUUUGUGGUAUUUCACCCUGGCUGAGGGGUUGAGUUUCCAGGUUUGCAUGGCACUUCUUUGUGCGGAGUAUUUGGUGGCUGAGAGUUGGUUGGGCCCAGCCAUUUCAGCCCUCCAAGGCUCAGUGCCUUCGGACCGACGCGGCACAGCGCAGGCGAAGCCAUCCCAUAAGGCCUCUGUGAGGCCACUACUGUAA